Molecule: messenger RNA, 1979 nt
Organism: Octopus bimaculoides (California two-spot octopus)
Lineage: Eukaryota; Metazoa; Mollusca; Cephalopoda; Octopoda; Octopodidae
Product: F-box only protein 21
Molecular function (GO): protein binding; DNA binding
Source: RefSeq, a predicted model, not a curated record
ACAGAUGUUAAUAUAUUGGUAAUUCCGAAGACGAAGUUGAUAAAAUAUUUGGGGGAGAUAACUCUUGCAUUACAAUUCAAACGAGAAAACAUGGCAGUCGAGGUGAAAAUUCUGCCACAGCUUCCAACAGAGAUUUUAGUGAAAAUUCUGUGCUGUGAUACAGUUUCACAUGUCGAUAUUUGUCGGCUAGCCUUUACUUGCCAUCGAAUGAGAGACAUUUGCCUCACAGAAAAUAUAUGGAAAUGUAAAUUUUUUCAAUGCUGGCCUAAUGUUCUUCCAAAGACUAAAUACCAUAUGCCUGUGGCAUGGCGAAAAUUGUUCAUUCGGCAUUAUACAUGUAUCCAAAAUGUCAACCGGUUUCUUCAGAAUUUAGCAGAAAUUUGCUACAAUUAUGAGGAGGUUCCACCAGAUAAAUUUCAUAUAAUUCUCCAGUAUAUUGAUGAAGAUGAAAACAACAGAGAUUUUAUCACUAGUUAUCUCCAUUUAAUUGCAUCGGAUCCAGUAGAAAACUUAACAAAGAAAUACUAUGCUGGUAAGACAUUGCAGCACAUUCAGCAUCACAGUUUAUCUAAAGCUUGGCAUAGUUAUUUAUCACUGCCUAUUAAUGAACAGAAACUGGAAAUUGGUACAAUUUAUAUGCAUAACUGGCAUUGUUUUUUGGAAACAACAAAUAUUGAAGACAUAUUACAAAAACUAGAUACACUUGCAUAUGAAGUUAAAAAGGAACUGGCAAAAUUUCGCCCAGAUCAUCCUACACUUGUUAAAGAAGACCUUUAUGAUACUAUUGAUACCAAUCUGUGGAAUCCUACAGAUACUCGUGAUAUACUUAUUGCUAUGAAUAAUAUUUUGUACAAGAAACACAGAUUCCAUGCCGAAGAAUAUUCUUCAAUGGAUCUUCUGAAUAUCAACAAGGUUUUAAUUAGUAAACGUUGUCUACGUUGGAUAGUAACUGUGAUUUAUCAGAGUGUAGCUCGAAGACUUGGAGUCCUCUUAGAACCAAUUCCGCCUUUCAUGCAACUUCUUCGUUGGCAAGAACAUCCAAAUGAACAAGCCAGUUAUAAACAGUAUACCUAUUUAAACACAAAUGAAAGUGGACGGUUCCUUAGUGAAACACAAUGCUAUCAUUUACACAACGAAGAGGUUGUCAUUCCUCCCAGAAGAUGGUUUCACAACAUUGCAACAAAGCUGUUGAGGGUGGGUCGUAUUGCAGAGGGUCAGUUGAUGGUACGUAAUUACAUGAAGCUGGCUAUUUUAUUAGACCCUGAAGAUCUGGAUAUGCUGGCUGUCUGGGUAGAAUAUAAUGUUAGUGCUAAUGUUAAUUUAGAACAGGUGUUGAUUAGUGCCCAAAGACUUUUGUGCUCUGAAGUUCAAAGAUUCCAGUGUCUUGGCAAGAGACUUAUUCACCGUAUUGAAGAAGAACUUGCAAAAGAUGGCGAAUCUAAACCAGAAGCCCUUGUCCCAAGACGAAGAGCAGACAACCAGGAAGUGGAAUUUUCAGUUGGAUUAAUCAUGAAACAUAAGAGAUAUGACUACAUGUGUGUAAUAACUGGUUGGGAUAAAAAAUGUAUGGCAUCUCAAGAAUGGAUUCUUGGAAUGGAUGUUGACCGACUUCAAAACCAAAGGAACCAACCUUUCUAUGAUGUUCUGGUCAAUGAUGGAAGCAACAGAUAUGCAGCUCAAGAGAACCUUUGUAUGCCUGACCAUGGAGAAAUGAUUCAGCACAAUGAAACAGGGCGUUAUUUUCAAAAGUUCUGUGAUAAUUACUAUUUUCCUAAUGAACAAACAAUGACUAAAUACCCAGAUGACUUGGCAGUAACACAACAGAUUAUUCAAACACACUAUGGAUGUUUAUAGACUGGAAAGGAAAACUGAGUGUGUGUAUGUGUCUCUACCAUUUCAUCUUUUUGGGACUCUUUUGAACAGAACCCUCUAGUCUUGUCUCUGGCAAUAAAAUUACUGUUACCAAUAUCAUGUGAAAA